This is a messenger RNA of Durusdinium trenchii, 1215 nucleotides long. The record is from the annotation of a GenBank genome assembly. NCBI's taxonomy places the organism in Eukaryota, Dinophyceae, Suessiales, Symbiodiniaceae.
AUGGUGUCCUCGUCCAAGGCUUUCUACGGCGAUUAUUUGAAGUAUCAGAUCGGCCGGCUCUUCUAUGCACGGAUGGGGCAGCUGUUGCCUGUCCUGAAGGGCGAAGAGACUCUCAACUACUCUGGUUGGUUCUCAGACCCUGAGGUGGCCGCAAGUUAUACCAUGGCCCAGCACAAUGGCAGCUUGGCGACGGCCAAAGCGCUCUUCCGACGGGUGAGCCUGGACCACGUGCAGCGGAUGUUGGACGUGGGCGGUGGCAGCGGCGCCUUCUCCGUCACCGCGGUGCAGCGGGUCCCGAGCUUAUUUGCCACAGUCCUGGAGCUCCCGGCCGUCUGCGCCGAGGGCCGCCGUUUGACCGCGGCCGCGGGACCUGCGGCGGCGCGCGUGGAGUUCCGCGCGCUGGAUGCGACGGAGCCCACGCGGUGGCCGGUGGAGGAGGCCUCGCAGGAUUUGGUGCUCAUGUCCUACCUUUGUGGCUCCAUCCCAGAGGAGGCCCUCCUGCCGUUGUACCGGAAUGCUUUUGGUGCCUUGCGUCCCGGGGGACGGCUGGUGGUCCAUGACUUCAUGGUGGAAGACUCCAAGGAUGGACCCGCCUUGGGCGCCUACUGGGCGCUGCAGCACGUGACGGUGAAUCCCCAAGGCUUGGGCUUGACGCCCUCGGGCGUCGCGGAGCGCUUGGCGGCCGCGGGGUUUGAGGUGUUGGAGCAGAGCGACCUGAUUGCGCGCAUGACCAAGGCAGAUGGGAUGGGAUGGGAUGGGAGCACAGAUGAUCCCGACUGUGCUGAUGGAAGCGAUGGUCCCCCCAUCCUCAGUCUCCAUGGCGACGUGGACUUGGGCUUCCUCUACAACCCGAUCCGGGCCUUUCUGCUGUGGCGCUACCUGGCUGUGCAUCACCCAAUUGACUGCGAUUGGUAUGCGAAGGUGGAUUCUGACACUUUCUUGAACCUUUGGGCCUUGCUCCAGCGCUUGGACACUUAUUUCAAUGGGACCCAGCUGCACUACUUGGGCUCCUUGAAGCCUGCGCAGCCCUCCGUGGAGGAGUCCUUCCCCUUUGCGGUGAACUCCAUUGUGAUCAGCGGAGCCCUCCUGAGGAAAGCAAGGACCUGGUUGUCCUUGUGCUUCCACGAUGUCAUCGCCCGGAGGCACCAGACCGUUCAACCGUUGACCGCGUUGGAGCCUGGCGCGUCUCCGCUCGGAGCCUACCAGGAGGAGUGA